This is a messenger RNA of Cephus cinctus (wheat stem sawfly), 2910 nucleotides long. RefSeq names its product tissue inhibitor of metalloproteinase (gene Timp). NCBI's taxonomy places the organism in Eukaryota, Metazoa, Arthropoda, Insecta, Hymenoptera, Cephidae. Gene Ontology annotation, molecular function: metalloendopeptidase inhibitor activity; protease binding. Gene Ontology annotation, cellular component: extracellular matrix. The coding region runs from base 636 to 1298 and encodes 220 amino acids. Gene Ontology annotation, biological process: negative regulation of membrane protein ectodomain proteolysis; negative regulation of endopeptidase activity. The record is from RefSeq and is a predicted model, not a curated record. The transcript is spliced from 5 exons.
CUUUUCGAAGCGCGCGCGAGAACGGUCGUCUCGUUCGAGCUUGUCCGCUAUUAUAUGUAUAUAUCGAUAUAUAUAUAUAUAUAGAUAGAUAUACACAUACUGUAUUCAGAAGCCAACGUAGAGCCGCGAACACGUGAGGCUCUCGUCGUCUCACUCGGGUACUCGACGUUAUCUCGACACGUCUUGUGACAUCUUUCAAUAUUUUCACGCUCGGCCGUGAAGCCGCGUUGCACUUUCCGAGACUCCCUGUGCGCCGUGACUUUUCAAAAGCGCGAAAAGAGAGUCAUUAAAAAGGCCGGCGCGCGCACUAUCAAUCUCGCGCUUGCGGCUGCAGUACAACACGUUCCUCUUGCUUCCCAUUUUCCGUCCUUUCUGUAAUAAUCCUUGGGAUUUUGCAAAUUACGCAACUUCCCUUUUUUGUGCACUUCUCUCGUUUGGAUUUAUCGAUUUUAAGAAGAAACAUAUAGUUUCUUAUUUUUACUUCCAGCUCCCUUUUUUAAUAUUUUGCUUUCCCUUCUUCUCUUGCCGUUUGUGUACUGUUGCUUUUGUUUUGGUGCAAUGAAAAGAUGAGUGUGACCCUUUAAGAGCAGCGGGUUGGAGGAAAGUGUGGAACGAUUCGUUAUAUCACAGAAAAGAUGCGGUCGCUCACGUGCUGGACCAUAUUUUCAUUACUGGCACUGUCGACGUUGCCAGUAAUAAAAGUGGAGGCAUGCAGCUGUGUUCUAACUCAUCCACAGACACAUUUUUGCGACUCGGAUUACGUUGCCGUAGUGAGGGUAAAGAAGUUCUUUCCAAUUAACGAGGAUGAGGUUGCCUACAGGGUGAAAGUCAAUCGGGUUUUCAAGACUAACCCGAAAGCCGACAUGGCCAUGAAGCAAAAUAUUUUGUGGACAUCAUCGAUAAGCAGUAUGUGCGGCGUAUAUCUGAACUUGGGAGAGACGUAUGUAAUCAGCGCGAGGAUUAUUUCUGGAAAGCCCAGUAUAUCGAUCUGUGGACUCGCGACACGUUGGUCCGAAGUGACACCGCGACAACGCAAAGGAUUCCGUCAAUUUUACCAUCGCGGUUGCGUUUGCGAGAUUCUCUACACUCACUGGUGGCGCAAGGGUGCAGCAUUCGAAUCCGCCGCGGGAAAGCGAUGUCUAUGGGAAAGUGCACCUGGUCCCCAGGAUUGCCAAGAAAAGUAUGGUAUAUGCAUGCUAAGCCCCGGAGGAUGUUCCUGGGUGCCUUCGGUGCCGUAUAAGAACUGCAUUAAGCAGCAUCAACGUCAACGUGAACAGCAACGCGCGAGAGAACCCUGAUUCUAGAAUUUCAUUCACCUCCUCCGCACGAAUUCUCUCUUCAGGAAGAUCAUACUCGCAUCUACUUAUUCUUCUGUCUCUAACACUGUACGCUCCUUGCAUUUUUUACGUGCAUACACGCCAGACGCAUUUAUGUGUAACGAUGCAUAGACGCGCAGUAGUUGCAUCACCCGCUACUUGUAUGAUACCGAACGAAAAUCGCUUGUUUUUUCGUAAAGUAACGAAAGUAUGAAAAAAAUCGGUCAUCAAGUGUGACAGCGUACAGAUCAUUAAUUUAUUUCUGAAUAUCUUUUUAAUCAUAUUGAGAAUCUAUUUUCAUCAAAUAUAUUAUAGAAUGCACGAAUUUUUCAGUCGGUAUCUGUGAUGCGUUUACGUUUUAUUAUUUCUAAAUCAAACAAUAAAUACUAAUGAUGUUACACAUUCAUUUUUUUUUUGGUAAAAUUAUCAAUUUUCAGGACACUUCCUGCUGAAUUCGUCAUUGUGGCGAAAUUCCUUUACGAAUACUCAAUAUUUUAUUUGUCAGCGAUUAACGCAAAUUAUUUAGAUAUUCACGUAUUGUAUAACAAAAUAUUUACCUGUUUGAUUUUAUUCAUAAAUUUUCUGUAUUGAGCAAGAACCGAGAACUGCUUUUCUAUUUAAUGAGAAAAUUUCAUUGAGAAAUAUAUCUUCGGCGGAGAUGUUCUCAGAUAAAAUAAUUAUAACUGUAUUCUUCUUUCCGCGUUGUACAUAUUUAAGGUUAAUGUAUGAUAUGUAUUCUUAAAUUAUUAUUUUUUUUUUUUAAUAACAAGUACAUUUUUUAUCAGUUUCGCAGACGUCAAAUAACACAUCGAUCACAUAUACAUAUGGUAUAAACAGUUUAAAUCAGUAUGCUAUCAUUAGUGGUUAUAUAUGAAAUGUUUAACUUUCAAAUGUUGUUAUAUGACGUUCGUGAUACUGUCGACCUAACCUAACCUCAAAGUAUUGAAUUGUCGUAUUAAACUAAUUGACGUUAUGCAUAUUACUUAUACGCGUAGACGUAUACAAUGUCUCUUAGUAGAAUCUCACAAUUGGGAUCUAUGUUGUUACCCACGAUUCGAGCGCGUAGAGCGUGAUCGUAAACGUUGGAUAAAAUUGAGUACAAAAAAAAACUAAUGUAUUUAAUUCGAAAUUAAUUAAAUUUUUUUCAUACUAACGUAUUUAAGUGUAAAGAAUAAUAUUCCGUGAAAAUAUAAAUGCCCUGACAGCAAGAUUGUAUGUACGUGUCGUCGAUUCAUUCCCUGGAAAAAACCUUGUCCAUUUGUUAACCCACCGAUCCGAUUAUUAUUUCCUAAGUGCGAAUUAAAAAUGUCAUUUAAGUUUGUAUUUACGAUUUACUCAAUUUUUAAAAAUCUUGUAUUAACCAAUGUACGACCAAUUGUAACUUGUGCACAAAAUUACACGGAAUUUAUUGUAUGAAGUUGGUUCGGCAAAAUUAAAGUUAAGGUGUAUUACGUCUUGUAAGGUGUAUAGCUGCUUUAUUUGUAAUGGAUAUAUAAGUAUAUUUAUAACUUGUCAUAAAUAUGCAAAUUUAUAAAGAUUUUCUAUUCUUAACAUCUCACCUACAUAUACCUGUUAUAAAGAAUAAUUCAAGAAA